UCCGCCCCUCCGCCCCUCCCCGCGCUUCCUCUCCAGCUAACGGCCAGCACGAAGAGUCCCGCCCCGCCCGCCGCCUCCGCGGCCCGCGGCCUCUGCCCGGUCCGGCCUCCCACAUCAUGGCGCCGCUGCGCUUCUCCGCCAAUCUGUCCUGGCUAUUCCCCGAGCUCCCUGGCCUCCUCGCGCGGCUGCAGGCCGCGGGCAGCUCGGGCUUCGAGGCCGCCGAGGUGGCCUGGCCUUACGCGGAGCCGCCCGAGGCGCUGGCGCGGGCGGCGCAGGAAGCCGGGCUACGGCUGGUGCUGAUCAACACGCCCCCGGGAGAUCAAGAGAAGGGGGAAAUGGGGCUGGGGGCCGUACCCGGGAGACAGGCGGCCUUCCGAGAGGGGCUGGAGCAGGCGGUGCGGUACGCCAAGGCCCUGGGCUGUCCCAGGAUCCACCUGAUGGCUGGCCGAGUACCCCAGGGGGCUGACCCGGCAGCAAUCAAGGCUGAGAUGGAGACCGUUUUUCUAGAGAAUCUGAGGCAUGCAGCUGGGGUUUUGGCUCAGGAGGACCUCGUGGGACUGCUGGAGCCCAUCAACACCCGAAUCACUGACCCCCAGUACUUCCUGGACACGCCCCAGCAGGCGGCAGCCAUCUUACAGAAGGUGGGAAGACCCAACCUCCAAUUACAAAUGGACAUAUUCCACUGGCAGAUCAUGGAUGGGAACCUGACAGGAAACAUCCGGGAGUUCCUGCCCAUUGUUGGGCACGUACAGGUGGCACAGGUCCCAGGCCGAGGGGAGCCCAGCAGCCCCGGAGAGCUGAACUUCCCCUAUCUGUUUCAACUGCUGGAAGAUGAAGGCUACAAAGGUUUUGUGGGCUGCGAGUACCGGCCUCAAGGAGAUACAGUAGAGGGCCUGAGCUGGCUACGGUCAUACUGGGACAGGCGAGGCCACCCAGAGGCUGGCCAGUGAGGGCCUGCACACCACCCAUGUGCCUCCAGACAGCAAGUGAAAUCCUGUCUCCUCUGCAUUAAAGAUGACCUGCUGAACACUGUCAUAUAUCUCUGUUAUGGGGUGGGGGGACACACAGUGUCUAACACUUCAGUUUCUCUGUUGCUUCCCUCCCACUGAGAAGCCAAUGCCAGGGUUGCUGUGGAGAUGGGAGAGCUUCUGAGUCCACCUCCUCAUUAAAGGAUGAGAAACCCAGGGUCCGAGAGCAGAGACUUGACAGUGGUCCCAGGUGCUUCAAAGGAAGAGCUGGGAUUGGAACCCAGGUGUUAUCUCGAUGGGAAUGUCCAGCAGUGAUGUCCAAGUGGGAAAUGAAGACCUGAGGGCUCAAGGGGCGUAGGUGGCUGACAGUGGUCAAAGGCUGGCGGCAGGAUUCAGGCAAUGGAGCUCUAGGGGGUGAGUGCUUGCAAUCCUGUGUGCUUGCAACUCCCAGGACUCUAGCAGGUGGGCAGAAAGGAGUGCCCCAAAAGGGCCCAAAAGGUGUAAGGGGAUGGAGUCCUGGAUUGGUCAGUGGCUGUGGGUGUUUGGGGAGGGCAGUUCCUGCUGCCAGGCUGGGGCAGCAGACCCCCGACAUAGUCCCAAAGC
Molecule: messenger RNA, 1571 nt
Organism: Saimiri boliviensis boliviensis (Bolivian squirrel monkey)
Lineage: Eukaryota; Metazoa; Chordata; Mammalia; Primates; Cebidae
Gene: HYI
Product: hydroxypyruvate isomerase (putative)
Biological process (GO): glyoxylate metabolic process
Molecular function (GO): hydroxypyruvate isomerase activity
Source: RefSeq, a predicted model, not a curated record